AUGGUUGAAAAAUGUAUUUGCUUAACCCAAGAACCCAAUAGAGAAAAAAAAGAAAACACAAAUUUAAAGCCAGAAAUAAUAAUAAAAUCAAUUUACCCAAUAAAGGAAAUAGAAUUAAUUUCAGAAGCUAGUCUUGUGGAAAUAUUUGGUAAAGACAAUGAAUAUUUAUUUACUUGUGAAUCAAAUUUUAUUGAUGAAUGGGAAGAAAUGGCAGUAUAUAAAACUAAAAUAGAUUUACCAAAUUUAUUUUAUUGUAAUAUAAAGUGUUCUAAAUUAAGAAAUCCUAACAGUAUUUGGUUGUACAGUAUUCAACUUUCAGUCGACAAAAGUUUAACUUUGAAUCAAAAGUCUAAUGUGUUUAAUCUUGAAAAUGUAAACAUAUUAUUAUCAAAAUGUAAUCAACCUAUAUCUGUGAGAGCUGCAAAAUUUAAAAAUUUGUUUGAAUUAUACAACAAAAAUUCACAUGAAUUAGAACACAUAAAAAAUCAAGGAGGAUUACAAUGGGAGAAUUUUUUUAAAGCUUUUAAUUCUUCAAACACUUAUGAACUAUUUAAAAAAUUAGAUUUUAAAAAUGAAUUAAUGAAUUCUGAAUCACAGUUAAGUGAAAACUUUAAUGAAUCUUUUCCUUUGAGUUCAACAUCAUCAAAUAUUUCAAAAAAAGUUCAUCAGGAAAGUUCGACAAACAAAAAUUCAUUAGAUUUGGAACCGUUAAAAACUUACAUUAAUAAAAAGUUUUUAGAUAUGAAAGAAGACAUAUUAAAAGAAAUGGAAUUAAAAGUUAAUGAAAUAAGAGAAGAAAAUAAUUUCUAUUUUAAUAAAAUCAUUCUCGCAUUAAAUGAUAUGAAUAUAAAUUCUAAUACAUCUUUUUUAAAGGUUGGUUAA
Messenger RNA from Pediculus humanus corporis (human body louse), 882 nucleotides. RefSeq lists its product as uncharacterized. NCBI's taxonomy places the organism in Eukaryota, Metazoa, Arthropoda, Insecta, Psocodea, Pediculidae. The record is from RefSeq and is a predicted model, not a curated record. The transcript has 2 exons. The coding region runs from base 1 to 882 and encodes 293 amino acids.